Spodoptera exigua (beet armyworm) is the source of this 1534-nucleotide messenger RNA. Lineage: Eukaryota; Metazoa; Arthropoda; Insecta; Lepidoptera; Noctuidae. The record is from the annotation of a GenBank genome assembly.
UUUCCUCACAUUAGUUAUUUGCGGCAUUCCGCUUGUUUAUUUAGAGACGACGUUAGGACAGUUCGCUAGCGCGGGAUGCAUUUCAGUUUUCAACAUUAACCCGUUAUUUAAAGGAGCGGGAUAUGCGGUCGUAAUAUUAAACGUAAUAGCUGUAACGUACUUCUCAGCCAUCAUGUCAUACCCAGUGCUGUACAUUUAUCACUCAAUGAGCUCACCCCUGCCUUGGCAAAGUUGUGGCAAUUCCUGGAACACGGAUAAGUGCACCGAGAUCGGCGGUAAUAACAGUUUCUUUACCUCGAAUGGAUCUAUUACUACGCCAGAGGAUGAGUUUUUUCACAAUCGUCUACUACGGAUGUCUCCGGGUAUUACUUAUAUUGGUGGUGUCGUGUGGCCAGUGUUUUGGAGCAACGUCAUCUGUUGGAUCAUCGUGUACCUCUGCAUCUGUAACGGAGUCAAAAGCGUCGGAAAGAUCGUGUACUUCACUGUAUUGUUUCCCUACGUAGUGCUGACUGCUUUAUUUAUUCGCGGCGUCACUUUACCCGGCGCCUGGAAGGGCAUUCUGUUCUAUAUCUUACCGGAUUGGGGGCAAUUGAGAAAACCAAAAGUAUGGGCGGAUGCGGCUACGCAGUUGUUUUAUUCUUUAGGCCCUGGAUGGGGUGGACUGAUGGGUAUGGCUAGCUUCAAUAAAUUCCACUACAACAAUUUAAGGUCGUCAGUAAUAAUUCCUCUAGUAAACAGUGGAACCAGUAUUUUUGCUGGGUUCGUAGUUUUCUCCGUACUAGGUUUUGCAGCUGAUCGUUCUGGAGUUCCUGUGGGCGAAGUAGCCACUGCUGGGCCAGGACUGGCCUUUAUUACCUACCCUGCUGCAGUAACCAUGAUGCCUGCACCAAACCUGUGGGCUAUAACCUUCUUUGUAAUGUUGUUCUUCCUCGGAAUUGAUUCAAUGUUCGUCACAAUAGAAGCAAUACUAUCAGGUGUAGUUGACGAGAUCCCCGCCUGCCGCACACGAAAGAAACUCAUCACAUUCCUAACUUGUCUAGUGCUGUUUAGCUUAUCAAUCAUCUGCAACACAGAGGGAGGACUCCACGUGAUUAGCCUACUGGACGCGCACGUGGCUAUAGCCUGCACUCCUCUCGUCUGUGGCCUUGAGAUUAUAGCCGCGCUGUACACCUAUGGCCCUCACAGGCUAUCAGCUGACAUCAAGUUCAUGACUGGACGGCCGCUGGGGAGACUGUGGCUGGUGAUGCUAAGAUACAUCGUGCCUAUUAUACUUGUGGUUAUAACAGGAUACAGCUUAAAAGACGCUGCAGGACCAGCUGGAUGGUGCGUGGCUCUCAUAUCAGUGAUCUGCAUUCCAAUUUACGCAAUUCAACUACUCUUCAAAUCCAAAGGAACGCUUGUAGAGCGUAUUCGUGAAAGCUGCCGUCCAAACAACGAUUGGGGUCCAGCUGAUCCAGAAAUGCGUCACCUAUGGAAGGUUGCUAUCAACAAAAAUAAAAAUAAAGACAUUCAGUUAAAUAAUCUUGAUAUAUAA